GUGUGGAAGCAAGGACAACGGUGAGAAAUUAACAGAGCAUGGACAAUAAUCCAACGUCCCUCGGCCGAACCACCGAUCCUGACGCCAUACAAAUCGAGAAGAGAGAUGGAGAAGUACUGGAUCAAGUGAAGACACAGGCGAGCGGCUCCAAAUUGGUCGGGAAAAAGCGCCGGGCCCUCGAGAAGCUUAAGAAGAUGGCAGCAAAAGCGGCACGAAUGAAGGCCGAGACAAGUAACUUGAGGGCGGAAAUGGGGAAGCUGGAGGCUGCUGCUGAAGAGAAGGAAAGGGAGGUCAAAUUGGAGAAGGCAAAACGCGAUGGAUGUCUUGCUGAAAAGCUGCUUAUGUCAGUGACAGAGCACCUCCUCCUCGAGGAGAUCGAUUCCGUUCCCCCCGAGUGAAGACUAGCCGAAAUGCUGCUUAUGUCAGUCCUUCCGGAGAUUCUGGUCCCCCAAGUUUACACUAGUAAAUCUAAGGUUGGCACUCCUUGUAAUGUGUGUCUCCGUUUAUGCUGUUGACGGGGUGCCUUUUUUUUUUUCUUUUUUUCUUUUUUAUUGAGUUUUGUGUAUCUUGUCUUAAAUAAGGGGUUUCCAAUUGA
This is a messenger RNA of Rubroshorea leprosula, 595 nucleotides long. NCBI's taxonomy places the organism in Eukaryota, Viridiplantae, Streptophyta, Magnoliopsida, Malvales, Dipterocarpaceae. The record is from the annotation of a GenBank genome assembly.